AUGGCCGAAGCCCUCGCCGAGCAGAUGAUAAGCGGUCAGAGAGCGCUCCGAAUUCUGCCGUUCUACUUGGAUGAGUCCCCAUUCCCUUCCCUGCAUCACUACUGCGAUACCUUGCGACUUACCGGUGGAACACUGCUGAUCUCCUCACGCGGCUUCUUUGACACCUUGUUGCUCGGUGUCGUUGCCGUUCAAAGUGUCGGCUAUAUCCGUUUCGUGAGGACCGACAGGAGGUACAUUAUCGCCAUAGUGAUUCUCAAUGUGCUCGCAACGCUCGCCGCCAGCAUCGUGGUCACGCUCUGGCUGACCAAAAUCUUCGUUUGGGACUACGGCUCGUUUCUCUCUUUCGCGGACGGCUCAUAUAUCUGCAGUUACCUCAGUAUCGAUGCGAUCUGUAUUUUCGUCGUCCAGGUGUUCUAUGUCGAUCGCGCGUACCGCCUUCACCGGCACUGGUGGCCUCUCGCGGUGCUUGGCCCAAUCAUCUUGGCGUCAUUAGCGGCCGGAGUAGCUAUGCUCAAAAUCGAGGCGUCCAACCUCACGUAUAUUGAUCCUGAGUUCCUGAAACUCCCGCACGUCAGAGCCGUCACUUUUACCUAUAACGGGCUCGUCUUGCUUGUUGAUGCCGCCAUUACUGUCGUAAUGGUGUACGGCUUACACAGGAAUAAGACGGGAUGGCGACACACCGAUUCUGUCCUCAAGGGUCUCAUCAUCAAGUGCUUUGAAGCCCAAAUCCCGGCCCUGAUCCUUGCCAUCUGCACUAUAACCCUUUGGGAGGCCAAGCUCGAAAUUGCCAUUUGCUUCGUCAUGGUGCAUACCAAGAUAUACGUGACCGGUCUGCUGGCUACGCUCAACUUCCGCGUGUCUCCAGCUGGCUCGAACGAUUCGGGGCAGUCGUACCAGUCGCAAGAUAUUAGCGGGAAUAACUUGUCAUUGACCGAGAUACCGAACAAGAAGCUUGGUGUGGUGGUUCGGCGACAGACCGAGAGCGCUACCCAUCAAAUUCCGCCUUACGAUUCCAAGCGAUCCAAAGUGAUGGACGUCGAGCAGGCGAGCUCGCACUCGGAUCAAUUCACCACUGGCAGUCAGGGCGAAUUUCACCACCCUUUCGCCCAGCACGAUCCGGCGGGCUGGGAGUCUACUGCGGCGCUGCACUACCUGCCGAGUACGGAACUGAAGCGCAAGCUCUGA
This is a messenger RNA of Dioszegia hungarica, 1185 nucleotides long. RefSeq lists its product as uncharacterized. The record is from RefSeq and is a predicted model, not a curated record. NCBI's taxonomy places the organism in Eukaryota, Fungi, Basidiomycota, Tremellomycetes, Tremellales, Bulleribasidiaceae. The coding region runs from base 1 to 1185 and encodes 394 amino acids. The transcript is spliced from 14 exons.